CGGCCUGCCUGAGCCCUGCGCGUGGGAGGGGUCUGUCAAACCUUUCGCUCUCUAAUUAUCCAAGCAAAAGAAACCAAGGACGGGGAGGCGACCAGCAGACACAUUCUGGGAAAGGAAAAGCGAGCUGAACAUGGAAAAUGUUCAAAUAGCUGAUCUAGAACACCUCUACUUUGAUCAAGAGGACAGUUGGUCAGAUCCCACAAAAAGCCUCCCAUGGGCUUCAAACUACCAACACAUCAAUAAAAAGUCACUGUCCAAUGUGCAUCGCUGCGAGUCAGGGAAUUGGAAGACUUCAUGCGCGGAUGCAGGACCAUGGCCAACUGCCUCGCGAGACGGGAAGGUCGGCGCAAUCAGCCAGCGGGGAGCAGAAGCUGAGAUAACCGUAUAUUUCGAGGAGGAAUUGGAGCCAUCUUUCACAUGCAAAGACAAUGUCAAUUUACAACAGGAGGAGGAGACGAGUCCGCAACAGUUAGCGAGGGGCAACAACGGAAGCCUGAGUCACAGCUCCUUCAGCGAACUUCACGAGGGUGUCCAGGAACUUUCCAUGUUGUCAGAUAAUGAGCUCACAUUCGAAGCCUCGGGGAAGUCAGCGGAUUAUGGUUUCAUAAGUGCUGUCACUUGCCUGGUGACUGGCAUCUCGUUAGUCGCCAUCUCCUACAUGGUACCCCAGGAAGUUAAAGUGAACCCGGACAGUGUGUCGGCCCGGGAGAUGGAGAGACUGGAGAGGGAGAACGCCCUGGUAGGGGCUCACCUGAACCGGUGCGUUAUAGCAGGGCUGUGCCUGCUCACCCUCGGGGGUGUGGUUCUCUCCACCCUCCUCAUGGUGUCUAUGUGGAAAGGGGAGAUGUUUAGGAGAAGGGCCUUUGCCUACUCCAAGCAGUCUGCAAAAUUAUAUGGCUCUAUCAAUUUAAGAGGGUGCUCAAGCCCACCUCGUUUCCCCUCCCAAUUGUCUGUUGAAGAUUUGGAAGAGGUCCUAAAUUGACAUUAUGUACAAUUGUAAAGACACUGACUAGUCCCCAUCAGGACAGAAAGUCCCUCUGCAGCUCUUACCAAUGGUGUCUUAAGAUAAUGCUGCUUUGAUUUGUGCAUUUCAUUCAUGUAGCCAACUGGGAAUAUUCCAUUCCACAUGUAGAAUGCUCCAUACCUAAAAUGGGUGGGUAUUAUUUGAAAUAUUAACCUGAACUUAUCCUCAGACAUAAGUUUGUGUUGUGCAGACCAUAACAUCUUAUUAGCAUGACAUUCAUCAUUUUGUCAAGGCAAUGGUUUAUUCUGUGUGUAUAUAGUGUGUAAAUGGGAUAUGAUGUUGUAUCAGGUUUAAAAGACAAUUGCAUGAUCAACACUAGAAAUACAAACACACAUUGUGUCCAUGUGUGUUUUUUGCUGUGCAUACAAAAUGUAAAUACUUAAAGACAAAUAAUAAUACAAGGAUUAUGUUUGUGAGUAGCUUAGUAAAUACUCAAUACACUAGGAUAUUGGACAGCAGAUAUACAAAAACACGAACGACACACAACACACACACACCCCUUAGGAGGGUUAGCCCUCCCCUGGGAAUUACUGUUACUUAAUUAAUUGCCCAUUGCAAACCUGCAAAACACACAUCAGUAAAAUACAACAAAAAAAUAUCAUUAAUUGGUUAUACUCUGCACUUACCUUUUUAGGUAAAUCUAAUAAAUCUUAUAAGGGGAACAAUGGAUGCGCCGGUUAAGGUGCUGUGAACAAACCAUUGAUUGUGUCCCAAAUUGCACCCUAUUCCUUAUUUAGUGCACUACUUUUUGCUCCUAGGGAAUCAGGUGCCAUUUGGGACGCAGAGAUUGUGUCCCCUGCUUAUGGUGAGCAUAAUGCUGUGCAGUGCAGGUUCAGUAAUGGAAUGUUUACAGUCUGCAGGAUCAGAUUAUCCUGUACACCGAGGGUUGCAAUUUCACCAGACUUGCAAGCAAGCAGCACUAACCAUUGCCAAGAUGCACUUAUUUCACCUCUUAGCUCCGUAAUUUAAUGUAUCUACAGUCUGGGGAAAAAGUAUUUGACCCCCUCUCAAUCAGAAAGACUUCUGGCUCCCAGGUGACUUUUAUACA
Molecule: messenger RNA, 2072 nt
Organism: Coregonus clupeaformis (lake whitefish)
Lineage: Eukaryota; Metazoa; Chordata; Actinopteri; Salmoniformes; Salmonidae
Product: transmembrane protein 74-like
Exons: 2
Coding region: 131-982 (283 amino acids)
Source: RefSeq, a predicted model, not a curated record